Messenger RNA from Magnusiomyces paraingens, 1584 nucleotides. RefSeq lists its product as uncharacterized. The record is from RefSeq and is a predicted model, not a curated record. NCBI's taxonomy places the organism in Eukaryota, Fungi, Ascomycota, Dipodascomycetes, Dipodascales, Dipodascaceae. Bases 1 to 1584 code for a protein of 527 amino acids. The transcript has a single exon.
AUGGGCUUGUUUCAAAAGCUCUCAGACCCGCCGUUUAAUGCCACAACACUAGCUAAAAGACUUAGAGCAUCGCCACUUUGGGCUUUGCGGCAAAACGCAGACCCACGAGACAUUGAACCGUUGCUUCUUGAUGCUAUUCGUGCUUGCAAAGCUUUGCAUAGACGCACCCAUAACUCUCACGAUCAGGCUACCACAAUCCAUACUACCGCGUCCAAGUCUCAUGUUACACAUGAUCUUCGCAAAGCCAUUGGAAGAUCGCUAAAAGAUGUACCUACAGAACCGCUUAAUCUUUUACGAGCUGUGUUAGACCGUAAUGUCUCUGUUCUUACUCCAAAAUGUGUCCAUGCCUAUCUUGUCACAACCCCAUCACCCCCAACUGAUCAUAUCCUGGCCCUCCUCAGACAGUACAAAAGCAAUGCUUGGGUUCCUCCACUGAUACCUUUAUCAAAACCAUUAUCACAAGCAUUGGUCCCCCCUGCAUUGAGAUCAUCAGGCACAUUGAUUCCACAAGAUCAAGAAAUCGAUGCUGACUUUGUAAGUCUCUGUUGGACCGCUGUGAGGUUAGCAGUGUAUCGUGAACAAUACGAUGCUGCUUUUGCAUUUGUAGAUAUUGCCACCCGCACUGGGCUUGUCCCGGACUCCUCAGAAGCACAAACUGCAAGCGUGAUAUAUACACACGCUGAUGGAACAGUAGACACAAUACCCCAACGUGAGCCCAGCGGUUUGAAGAAAUCAAAAAACUCACAGAUGCUUGAUGUUCAAGUAAAUCCUAAAGAGCAGCAACGUGCACUUCGCAUUCAAAACCUGAACUUGGUAUCUACACAAGUCUGUGCGGCAUCCACAACUCUUUUUUUCUCGGCACUUGCCGUCACACACUAUCUGGCAACACCGUUAGCACCAGCUCUUACAAUUUGUGCUGGACUUUUCCCUUCAUUUAUGUACCUUACAGUUCCUGCCUUUUCUGGGCAACGUGUUAAAUGGACACGAAUGGCGUUUUGGCAACAGGUUGCACCUGCGGUGUUUAUGCGCACAUCGUUUAUCACAGGAGUUAUCAAUUUCUGUACGAGUCUUGUUGCCGCAGUCCGGUCCCCUCGUACUCUUGUGACAAAUGCUUCCGCUGCGGGACUUGAUAAUUCUUUGGCACGUAAGCUUCUUGAGCUCCGAAUGACGGACUACAUUGCAGUUGCGUAUGAUGAGCUUGUGGAUGUUACUGUGGAUAAUUUCCAUGUUUAUGGUGAGAAACUUUCUCAACCCAAUGUUCUUACUCCAGAAACAUUAUACACCCACUCUUAUAACUACUACCACAAUGAUAACAACCCUACUACUACAGAGGAAAUUGCCUCUAAAACGAAUCAAUCUUCUUUUGAAUCCACUAAAGGUCCUGCUGUAAACCACAAUGCUGCUAAAACAGUUUUACAAGAACAGCUUGCUAGAAGACGAUUACGUAUUAAGACAAGCCCAAGUGAACAAACAUUUAUGGAUUACUGGACAUUUGCCGGACAAGGAUAUGAAUGGGUCGAACCUGAUCAGGAUCCAAGUGGUCCUGCACAAGCACGGUUAAGAUAUGACAAGAAAAAAGUUUGA